Mycotypha africana is the source of this 437-nucleotide messenger RNA. RefSeq lists its product as uncharacterized. NCBI's taxonomy places the organism in Eukaryota, Fungi, Mucoromycota, Mucoromycetes, Mucorales, Mycotyphaceae. The transcript has 2 exons. The record is from RefSeq and is a predicted model, not a curated record. Gene Ontology annotation, cellular component: mitochondrial membrane. Gene Ontology annotation, biological process: mitochondrial respiratory chain complex III assembly. The coding region runs from base 105 to 377 and encodes 90 amino acids.
AAAAAAAGUAUAAUGCGUGCCUCUAAAAGAAGAAUGGGCGGGUUUAAACCCCCGGGUUUUCAUUUCUCUCUGUACAGUAAUAUUCUUUUUUCAGAGAUUCCACCAUGGCGAAUGAAUUGAAAGUGCUUUUGUACACGACAGGCAUUAUAGCUACAGGGUAUGCUUUGAUGAAGACAACAGUUCCUGAUGAAGAAGCGUUAAAAAAGCGUCUUGACCCUCGAAUGUUGAAGGAAUACGAAGAAAAGCAAUCAAAGAGUCGGCAACAGAAGCAGCAUCUCCUAAGCCUUAUGCAACAAGCAGCCGAAUCAGAUAAGCCUGCUUGGGAAAUAGCUAACGAAAUCGUAGCCAGUGAACAACAAAAAGAGCAAAACAAAUAGAAACAAAAAAAAAGUCACUGAGCCCCCAUCGUUUUAUACAAUUUGUGUUUAUAAAUUUUU